Oryza sativa Japonica Group (Japanese rice) is the source of this 1722-nucleotide messenger RNA. RefSeq names its product heterogeneous nuclear ribonucleoprotein 1. The record is from RefSeq and is a predicted model, not a curated record. Gene Ontology annotation, cellular component: chromatin; nucleoplasm. NCBI's taxonomy places the organism in Eukaryota, Viridiplantae, Streptophyta, Magnoliopsida, Poales, Poaceae. Gene Ontology annotation, molecular function: RNA binding. Gene Ontology annotation, biological process: regulation of gene expression.
CUCAGCCUAGCCCUGCGUUCGUGCGACCACGUUCCGCGCGAACGUUCGGCGCGAACGUUCGCGUGGUGGUCAGUGGCCAUCAUCGUCCAAAGUCCAAAGUCGAAACCGACAUAAAUUAGGCGCUUCCGGAUCCCAAUUCCACUGGCAGAUAAAAAUCCCCAAUCUCACGCGUCCUCCCCUUCCACCCGCCUCUUCCAACGAAACGCGAAACCCUAGCCCGUCUGAUCUCUCUCUAUCGCCAUGGCCGGCGGCAAGAUGAAGGAGCACGACGGCGCCAGCCCAGCCAAAAUCUUCAUCGGCGGGCUGCCUAAGGACACCACCAUGGGUACUUUCAAAGAAUACUUUGGGAAGUAUGGGGAGAUAGUUGAUGCCGUCAUAAUGAAGGACCGCUUUACCCAGAAACCCAGAGGAUUUGGAUUUAUUACCUUUGCAGAUCCUGCUGUUGUUGACAGAGUGAUUGAGGACAACCAUGUUAUUAAUGGAAAGGAGGUUGAAAUUAAGAGAACUAUUCCAAAGGGUGCUGCCCCCCUAAAAGAUUUCAAGACGAAGAAAAUAUUUGUUGGUGGAUUACCAUCUGCUUUGAAAGAAGAUGAAUUCAAGGAGUUCUUUUCGAAAUUUGGAAAGGUGGUGGAACAUGAAAUCAUUCGUGACCAUUCAACUAACCGGUCACGAGGAUUUGGAUUUGUAGUCUUUGAUGCAGAAAAAACUGUAGAUGAAUUAUUAGCUAAGAAAGGCAAUAUGAUUGAUCUAAAUGGUUCUCAGGUGGAGAUCAAGAAGGCCGAACCAAAGAAACCCUCUAACCCACCUCAUCGUUCAUUUGAUAGUGAACCUAGGGGCCGUCCACAUGCGGAUGGUUAUGAUGGAUUGGGCAACUCUUAUAAUUAUGGUGGUAGCUUUGGCCCCUAUAGAUCACCUGGAAGUUUUGGCACUAGGCCUGGUGGUUACAGUAGUUCUUAUGGCCCUGGUGACUAUGGUAGUGGCUAUGGUGCUUAUGGUGGAGCAUUAGGAGGAUAUCGUGGAGAAUCAUCUCUCUAUUCUAGUCGCUUUGGUAGCACUUAUGGAGGAAGCUUUGGUGGUGGUUAUGCUGGUGGCAGUUAUGCUGGUGGUUUAGGUGGUGCAUAUGGGCGUGAUGCUGGGGGUUUUGGUGGUUCUAGCUAUGGCCCUAGUUAUGACUCUUCUUCAGGUCCUGGUGCUGGUGUUGGCUUUGGCACGGGUGGACUCUAUGGUGCUAGAGGAGGCUAUGGUAGCAGUGGUGCUGGUGCUUCUGGUCGUUAUCAUCCAUAUGCAAGGUAGACAGCUUCAGAUGCUGCCAUGUGUGUGUUAGAUAAGCUUGCAGAAGGUCGGUACUAGACAAGGCAAGAUAAAUUAUCUGCAGCUAGAAAAGAAGAGUUGAAGUUUAAUCUGCUAAGGUUAUGUACCUCUCCUGCUAGAUUUGGCUCUGCUAAGGUUUAUGUACGCCUGUUAGAUUGGCUCUGCUAAGGUUGCUGUACCACUCCUGACUCCUGUUAGAUUGGCUUGUAGAAUUUAAAAUCACUUUUUCAGUGUUUAGAAUUCAAGAGAUCGCACAUAUGCUUUGAUUAGAUAGCAAAGUCACUAUGGCUGUUAGUUUAGCUCGUAUUUAGUCGAUUUGAGAUGCAACUGGAGCAUAUUUUCUGUGGAUCUUUCCUAUCAUAGGCUUGAUAUGAUGGCGAUGAAGUAUCUUGAAUUCAUAGUAGUAUAUCA